Helianthus annuus (common sunflower) is the source of this 1061-nucleotide messenger RNA. Its product is annotated as probable ribonuclease P/MRP protein subunit POP5. The record is from RefSeq and is a predicted model, not a curated record. Gene Ontology annotation, biological process: tRNA 5'-leader removal. The coding region runs from base 350 to 811 and encodes 153 amino acids. Gene Ontology annotation, cellular component: ribonuclease P complex. NCBI's taxonomy places the organism in Eukaryota, Viridiplantae, Streptophyta, Magnoliopsida, Asterales, Asteraceae. The transcript has 4 exons. Gene Ontology annotation, molecular function: ribonuclease P RNA binding.
GACCAAAACGCGGCCAAAGCUCGGCGUUUUGGUCCGGUCAACAGACCCGUCAGACAGCCGUCAGUCUUUGUCUGGUUGACCGGACCAAAACGCCGCACUUUGGUCACACCUCGACACUGCAGGGUGUGCCAAUAGGCAAAUGGGUGUGCAAAUAGGUACACCCAAAACAAAUCCCUCUCUUUUCCAAAUUAAACAACCGGUGUUUGGAAUACUGCACACCAGGCGACCACCGUUGCUCCGCCACUCAGACCGCCGGCGGUCUGCCCGGAGAUCUUCAUCGCCUUCGUUGUUGCUUUCUCUCAUCUCCGUCUCUUAACCCAAAGAAGGCACAAAAAACCGAGGUAUCAAAAUGGUCGGAUUUAAAAACAGGUACAUGGUGAUGGAGGUGUUUAUAGAUCCAAAUAAAGAUAUUUCAAAAGACGAUCCCAUUAUUCUUAGCCAACAUAACAUAUCCAAAGCAAUCAAAGACAGCAUUCUUGUAAACUUUGGCGAGUGUGGUCUUGCUUCAUCGCUAGUCUCAUUCCAAGUUAAAUAUGUUAACCAUAUCACUAAAGUAUGCAUUAUCAGAGCUUCAAGGGAUGAGCAUCAAAAAGUUUGGGCUGCAAUUACUAUGGUCAGAAGUGUCGGAAAUUGCCCUGUGGUUUUUAACUUAUUGGACCUUAGUGGGAACAUUAGGGCAUGUAAAUCGGCAGCAUUGAAUUGUGAAGAAAUGAAAUUUGAACAUUUAAAGAUUGUUUCCGGUGCUCUCCAAACAGAGGAUAUAAAUAAACAUAUGCACAAUCUCGAGAGAAUCAAGAUGUUAGAGCACUGAAAGCACAAGUACUUUAAUACACUUUUCAGGCAAGCUGAAACUACAUGCAAGGAAAAAACUUAUAUUGUAUGUUGCUCUUUAUGUUAUUGGAACAUAUAUUAUACUAUUAUAACACAUGUUCGGGUCAGGUAUUAUUUUUAUGUACCUGUCGGGUCGGGUCAACCCCACACCUUUUUUGUUUUUACCAUUUUGAUUUACAAAACAAUUCAUGUAUUAAAUACAAUGUGUUCAAGAACAAGCCGUUCACCGA